Molecule: messenger RNA, 738 nt
Organism: Suillus fuscotomentosus
Lineage: Eukaryota; Fungi; Basidiomycota; Agaricomycetes; Boletales; Suillaceae
Exons: 2
Coding region: 1-738 (245 amino acids)
Source: RefSeq, a predicted model, not a curated record
AUGACGCUUGACACGAAGGCCUGGCUCGUUUUCAGGGACCAGCCGUGGAGGCGUUUCGUACUCUUUCUAUCUUUUUACAAUGAGUAUCGCGAACUUCGCGUGCACUUCUAUGACCACUCGGGCGGCAUUGUAACCCUGCCAGUCGACAUACAUCGGGAGCCUGACACAUUCCAAUAUAUCAUGGCAUGUAUAGUUUUUGGCAGACGUGACUGCAUAGGAUUUGACCUCACAAUCACCAUGAACCCAAAGAUGAUAUCACCGAUUACCGUCAACGACCACGAAUAUCUUUUAUUAAAGGUCCUCUUCUCCUGCCAAGGACUCGUAGGCCGCGGAACCGUAUGUUACCUAGCUAGAAGGAACGGCGAAGAGUACAUUGUGAAGGAUCACUGGGUGAAAGGAAACAAGGAUGCCGUCUUGAACGAGGUGAAGAUGUUAGAAGAAAUGGAGGGUGUCUCAGGCGUUCCGGAACUUGUGGAAUACUGGCUCGUUGAAGUAGAGAAGGGUCAACCCGACGAGACGCAGAACUAUCGCCAGAUAAUCCACAGUAGCACAAUGAACAUGUCUCGCACACAUGUCCGUCUGGUCUUGAAACCUCAGGCACGUCCUUUACACAUGUUUCGAAGCAGGAAGGAGUUUGUCAAAAUAAUACGCGACAUUGUGCUUGGUGAGAUUGCUACUUACUUUGGUCGCAGUCUAUGUCAACUAAUUUUGUGUUACAGUUCAGCAGUGUGCGGUUGA